This is a messenger RNA of Colletotrichum truncatum, 1677 nucleotides long. RefSeq lists its product as uncharacterized. Lineage: Eukaryota; Fungi; Ascomycota; Sordariomycetes; Glomerellales; Glomerellaceae. The record is from RefSeq and is a predicted model, not a curated record.
AUGUCUCCCGAAAGCGUUUCUUCUCUGUUUCCCCAGAGGCCGAUUCGCCCACUCCCGAAGCGCCGGCUGCGAGAACGGUUGUCCCCCGAAGUAGCAGAUGCUAUCGAAUAUCCACCAGCAAACCAAAACUCUAGUCCUUUGUUUUACUAUCCCAAUAUUAUCAGAGAUGAUACAUCACUGAGGACGGGGGGUAUGAAUGGCUCGAACCGAAGUGGCGCUGCGUAUGAGCACAGCUCGAGAGGCAUCACAGGGAACGGAGAGAGUGAUGAGGAGGAGCUGGCUUUGAGCAGCAGUAAAGUUGUUCGUCGAUCGCACCCCGAGAUUCUGAACCGAACUUCGGCAAUGCCACCAAAGCCGGACCAGUCUAAACAUCCUAAUCCCCAACCGCCUCCGUCCACAACAUCCUCCGCCGAUGGAUACGAAUCGUUCGAGAAUACCAACAAUAAAAAGAAACGAAAGAUACCAACCGCGGGGGACUCCGCACUCUCUGGCGCGCACUCGCUAGUAGACAUAAGCAGCAUGGGCGUCUCAGCAGCGACCUCGCCCUCGAACGAACAUGGCGAUGUGGUGGGGUCAGCAUCACCAUCAUAUUAUGGGGCUGGAGGCUUUGUAUCGAAUAAUCAAGGCAUCUCUGGCCCAGGAAGAGGUAGAUUUGGUCGAUCGAGAAAUGGUAGAAGUCCUCUUAGAGCUUUGUCUGACUCAACAAACAAUUGGGUGGGGAGAGGGGCAAAGAUUCGACCACCCCAAUGGGCGACUUCAAACGAGAACCCCGGCAUAAUAUCAAAUGCUAUUGCAAACGCCGAGAAACUCCCUUCAGCACCUGGCCAAGAGAACGUAAGUCUCUUGCAUCAACAUUCUUCCAGCGUCAAGUCCAGCCCGACCGCCACUCAAUUUACUUUCACCUGUGAUUCCCCAGUCCCUAAGCCACAGUGGCCUGGAACCGACCCAGCAGGCUCACAGGGCUCGCUUCCCGGGUACGGUGGUAAAUCUAAACACGCUUCAAUGGCGACCCAAACAUCAUCGGAAGCCGCAGGCUCAACUAGCCAGAAUGUUACAGCAACAACCGGCAAAGGAAGUGCCCAGCCUGGCGCGAAAAAGAAGAGUCGUCGCCGUGCUGAAAAGGAACUCAGAAUGGCAGCGAAGCAGCGUCGUCAAGAAGCCGAGUACAAAUACUACAACAACCCACCCAAGCCGGAGGAUAUGUGGAUUUGCGAAUUCUGCGAGUACGAGCGGAUUUUUGGCUACCCUCCGUAUGCUCUAAUUAGACAGUACGAAAUCAAGGACCAGAAGGCUCGCCGGAAGGAAGAAGAGCGAAAGCGUCUUUUGGAAAAAGCCAAGGCAAAGAGCCGAAAGGGCAAGAAAGCAGUCAAGUCCCCCGGCAAGACGGCGUCACUGCAGAAUCAGCAACAGGUCGGUCCAGCCGAUGCGCCGAUGGCCACCAUGGCAAGCAACCCGAUCCAUGACGACUACAUUAACGAUGGAUAUCCACAUGACGACUAUUCCAACGAUAUUGAGGAAGAAGAAGAGGAGGAAUUUGAGGACUCGUAUUCUCAAGAAGAUCCACCGAUGCUUCUCAGCGAUGACCCCGACCAAGAACCUGAGUGCACCGAUCCAGAUUGUGAAACCUGUCGUAAACCGACCAAACAGGUGGAUGAUCCCGGUGAUUCAAUAUCAUGA